This is a messenger RNA of Morchella sextelata, 315 nucleotides long. RefSeq lists its product as uncharacterized. NCBI's taxonomy places the organism in Eukaryota, Fungi, Ascomycota, Pezizomycetes, Pezizales, Morchellaceae. The record is from RefSeq and is a predicted model, not a curated record. The coding region runs from base 1 to 315 and encodes 104 amino acids. The transcript has a single exon.
AUGCUUGUUCUCAACCCUCAUCUCCUCCUCCUUCCCUUCCUCUUUCUCUUGGGCUUUGCCAAUGCCGACUGGAAACUCUCCAUCAGCUACGCGAACGGCAAACAAAUCACUGCGCAUGGCUUCCGCAACUCUGGUUGCGAAGUGCUCGCAAUUUCCAACUCCCCCGUUGCCACCUUCUAUCUUGAAGGAAAUAUAAACGUCGAUACUGUCGCAUUCUACACCGACACAAUGUGUACAGCGGGAGAGUACAAGAGGGGAACCGGAUCAACCAACGUAAGCCCCGAUAAGUACUUCAAGGCCUAUAAGACAUGGUAG